Molecule: messenger RNA, 1184 nt
Organism: Nymphaea colorata (pocket water lily)
Lineage: Eukaryota; Viridiplantae; Streptophyta; Magnoliopsida; Nymphaeales; Nymphaeaceae
Product: hevamine-A-like
Exons: 1
Coding region: 35-1015 (326 amino acids)
Biological process (GO): carbohydrate metabolic process
Cellular component (GO): extracellular region
Molecular function (GO): chitinase activity
Source: RefSeq, a predicted model, not a curated record
CAUUCCUCUCUCCCUCUUUCUCGUAUAUGCAAAAAUGGCUUCCUCUCCACCUUCCGCCUCCAUGAAAUUGCUCCUCAUGAUUGGCAUUCUUGCUGCCUCCGUCGGAUACUCAAACGGCGAUGGGAAGGUUGCCAUCUACUGGGGUCAGAAUGUCGAAAGCGAAAAACACAUUCAGGAAGUGUCCCUGCUUGAGACCUGCGAAACUGGGAUCUUUUCUUAUGUUGUGAUAGCCUUCCUCGACGUCUUUGGGAAUGGCAAGACCCCACAGUUCGACCUCUCCAACCACUGCCCCAGCUCCACCUCAUGCCCUGAAUUGGCCCCUCAGAUUGCCCGCUGCAAGGAGCUGGGAGUGAAGCUCCUGCUCUCCUUGGGUGGAGGAGGCAGCGGCUUCAACAUCACGUCGGCGGAGGACGCUUGGACCGUGGCCGACUACCUCUGGUGGAGCUUCCUCGCUGGGGACCCGUUCGUCGGCCCCUUCGGGCCGGCCGUGCUCGAUGGCAUCGAUUUCGCCAUGGUGGGCGCCGGCACCACAACUUACUAUCCCCUCUUCGCCAGGUACCUCAAGCACUACGCAACCGAAGACCACCCCGUCCUGUUGACGGCAGCACCUCAGUGCUUUUACCCCGACUACUGGCUGGGCUCAGCAAUCCGCACCGGCUUGUUUGACAUCGUGUGGCCGCAGUUCUACGACAACUCUCCCUGCCAGUACCCAAACGUGGAAGGGCUGAAAGAAUAUUGGAACAUUUGGACUACGGAGGUUGUAACUCCCACAUUCUUCCUUGGCCUCCCAGCUGCGCCGGAGACAGCUCCCAGCGGUGGUUAUAUCCCGCCGGAAAACCUCACCUCCGACGUGCUUCCCAUUGCCAGUGAUUUACCAAAAUAUGGAGGGAUACUGCUGUGGAACAAGUACUACGACCAGUUAAACGGGAACUACAGCGACCACAUCAAGCUUUUCGCUCGAGAAUCCAACUCCCUACUUUCUUACGUAAUAGGAAGACCUGAUCUCCCUAAAUGACUGCGGAAAACAGCUCUCUCCGAAGUGGGCGACUAGGACAGCGCUAUGACGAGCCAAAACCUAAUACCAUACAUCAUCUAAGGCCUCAUUGCUCGAUGUGCCUCUAGAAAAGUGCUUCUUUGCUUUAGCUGUAUAAGCAAACAAUAAAUAAAGGCCCGCUUCUCGCUUA